This is a messenger RNA of Capronia epimyces CBS 606.96, 585 nucleotides long. RefSeq lists its product as uncharacterized. The record is from RefSeq and is a predicted model, not a curated record. The transcript has a single exon. NCBI's taxonomy places the organism in Eukaryota, Fungi, Ascomycota, Eurotiomycetes, Chaetothyriales, Herpotrichiellaceae. Gene Ontology annotation, molecular function: cysteine-type endopeptidase activity. The coding region runs from base 1 to 585 and encodes 194 amino acids. Gene Ontology annotation, biological process: proteolysis.
AUGGGGCUGCCAAAACUCUCGCCGCAAGACCCCAACCGAUCGUUUGAUCCUGGGUUAUCUCCCGGCAACUAUCCCAUCCUCGAGGCUGCGCUUACACCGUCGAAUGAUCCCGAUUCCUUUCCGGAGGGCUUCGUCGGCCGAGGACGACGGAGGGCUGUAUUGAUCGGGAUCAACUAUUUCGGCCAGCGUGGAGAGCUGCAGGGUUGCGUGGACGACGUCAAAAACAUGUCUGCCUACCUCUCCCAGGCCUUUGGUUAUCCAAGAGAGAACAUGGUUACCCUCACUGAUGACCAGUACGGACUCCAUUCCCAACCUACCAAAGCGAAUAUCCUCCGGGCAAUGCACUGGCUAGUGCAGGAUGCUCGCCCCUCCGACGUUCUUUUCUUUUACUACAGCGGCCACGGUGGGCAGGCCCUAGGAGAUGAUGGCGGGGAGGGCAAUCGCGACCAAGUCAUCUACCCUGUGGAUUUUCGAGCCGAUGGGGUGAUACAGGGGGAGGAACUACACCGAAUCAUGGUCAAGUCGCUGGCUCCCGGUGUUGGAUUGACAAUUAUGAUCGACACCCGGCACCACUUGGAUGUUUGA